Molecule: messenger RNA, 933 nt
Organism: Elephantulus edwardii (Cape elephant shrew)
Lineage: Eukaryota; Metazoa; Chordata; Mammalia; Macroscelidea; Macroscelididae
Product: olfactory receptor 13-like
Exons: 1
Coding region: 1-933 (310 amino acids)
Biological process (GO): G protein-coupled receptor signaling pathway
Cellular component (GO): membrane
Molecular function (GO): olfactory receptor activity; G protein-coupled receptor activity
Source: RefSeq, a predicted model, not a curated record
AUGGGAGGCAAUACGACAUCCAUCACAGAGGUCAUUCUGCUGGGGUUUCCUGUUGGCCCGAGGGUCCAGCUGCUCCUCUUUGCAGUCUUCUCCCUGUUCUACGCCUUCACUCUGCUGGGGAACGGGACCAUCUUGGGGCUCAUCUCCAUGGACCCCAGACUGCAUACCCCCAUGUAUUUCUUCCUCUCUCACCUGGCUGUUGUUGACAUUUCCUAUGCCUGUAACACGGUGCCCCAGAUGCUGGUGAACCUCCUGAGUCCCACCACGCCCAUCUCCUUUGCAGGCUGUCUCACACAGACCUUCCUCUUCCUGACUUUUGCCAUCACGGAAUGUCUUCUGCUGGUUAUGAUGUCCUAUGAUCGUUACGUGGCCAUCUGUCAUCCCCUCCGGUACUCCGCCAUCAUGAGCUGGAAGGUCUGUCUUGUCCUGGCAACUGCUUCUUGGACCGUGGGGGUCUUUCUGUCCUCAGUUCAUCUGGUAUUACUUUUGCCAUUGCCUUUCUGUAGAACUCAGAAAAUCUAUCACUUUUUCUGUGAAAUCAUGGCUGUUCUCAAGCUUGCCUGUGCAGAUACUCACAUUAAUGAAAUCAUGGUGUUGUCUGGGGCUGUGUCUGUCCUGGUGGGGCCACUUUCUUCCAUCGUCAUCUCCUAUAUUAGUAUUAUCUGUGCCAUCCUGAGGAUCCAGUCUGGGGAGGGGCGGCAGAAAGCCUUCUCCACCUGCUCCUCCCACCUCUGUGUGGUGGGGCUCUUCUACGGCACAGCCAUCAUCACGUAUGUUGGACCCCGAUAUGGCAACCCCAAGGAGCAGAAGAAGUAUCUCCUUUUGUUCCACAGCCUUUUCAAUCCCAUGCUCAACCCCCUGAUCUAUAGUCUAAGGAACAAAGAAGUGAAGAAUGCUUUGAAGAAGAUGUUGCGGAAAGGGAAUGCUUCUUGA